Molecule: messenger RNA, 1329 nt
Organism: Paramecium octaurelia
Lineage: Eukaryota; Ciliophora; Oligohymenophorea; Peniculida; Parameciidae
Source: the annotation of a GenBank genome assembly
AUGAAAAAUGGGCAACAGAUCUUGAAAGACGACAUUAAAAGAUUAGAAUUGAUAUAUCAGAGAAUGAAUAGUUAGUCCAUAUGGAAAAACUUUAAAAUUGAAUCUCUUUUAUAAGAAAUAAACAAUAGAAUUUAAACUAUCCUAUAAAUUAUAGAAAGUGAUUAUAAAAGAGAACAAUAAUCCUAGAUUUUCAGGAUUUAAGGCGUGAAUGACAUUAAUAAGUAAAUUUAUGAAAAUUUGGAUUCAGAUUUAUUGUACUCUUUCAAACUUGAGGAUUUGAGCAAAGAACAGAAAGGUAACUAAUUACAGGAAUCUAGUAACAGAUAAGCUGAUGAUUUUUAAUAUAUAAAUAGACCAUAAACUGAGAGGAUAUAGAAGAAAGCUGUAUAAUCUUUAAACCUUCAGAAUUAAGACAAGAACAAAUUUUCCAUCGAGACUUUAGUAGAUCAACAACAGCAAAGGAAAGUUGUUCAAAUUUGGUAGGUUAAUGAAUAAGACAAUAAUUAAAAACAGGUGUAGAAGAAUUAGGAAAUAGAAUAAUAUACUUAAACUCAAAAAUAGAAUAAGUAAAUUUAAUUUCCUGAUUAAUAACAAAUGAUUAAUAUUGCUUAAAUUAAUAAUUCAAAAAUAUAGUAAUAAUAGUAAUAGCAACAGUAAUAAUAAUAAUAAUAAUAAUAAAAACACAAUAAAUUACCUAACACAUUCAAAAUGAAAGAAAAUAUGAAUAAAUUUCAAAUGACCAUUAUUCCUUAAGCUUCAGCAGGUGUUAACAUCAACAAAUGCCCCAUUUGUUUAGAGGAUUGUUUUUCUGCCCAAGAUGAAUAUGUAAUAUCACUGAGUUGUUCUCAUCAAAUCCAUUAUAAUUGUUUAGAACCCAUGUUGAAUCAUGAUCAUCUUAAGUGCCCUAUUUGUAAUAAAAUAUUUGGUAAAAUGAUAGGAGAUUAGCCAGAUGGAGAAAUGAGUGUAUAAAAAAUUAAAAAAUUGUGUUAAGGUUAUAAUUGUGACUCAAUUAAAAUUACAUACAACUUUUGGCCAGGAAGGAGAAAUGGGAAAGAUUAUCAUGGAGAAAUGAGAGUUGCUUAUUUACCAGACAAUUAGAAGGGAUAAUAGGUCUUAAAUUUACUCAGAAAAGCCUUUGAUUAAAAGUUAACAUUUACAAUAGGGACUUCACAAACAACAGGUUAGGAUAAUUGUAUCAUUUGGAAUGGAAUUCAUCACAAAACUAGUUUAGAUGGUGGCAUAUAAAGGCAUGGAUAUCCAGAUGCUUAGUAUUUGGAUAGAGUCCUAGAUGAGUUGAAGUCAAAAGGUAUUGUUCCUAAUUAAAAUUGA